Messenger RNA from Microdochium trichocladiopsis, 500 nucleotides. RefSeq lists its product as uncharacterized. The coding region runs from base 190 to 426 and encodes 78 amino acids. The record is from RefSeq and is a predicted model, not a curated record. Lineage: Eukaryota; Fungi; Ascomycota; Sordariomycetes; Xylariales; Microdochiaceae. The transcript has a single exon.
AAUGGCAAAGGCUGGCCAAGAGUACAUUAAAUACCCCCGCAUAGUCUGAACUUGCUCAAGUGCAUCAGUAUGGACAAUUGGUAUAAAGGUUCAUGCUAAUGCAGCCCGCACUUGUGAUACUGACUUCACAAGCCCUGGUCAAUUCUAGCAUAGUUUCUCUACCACAGAAGAUGAGUCUCCCUCUAUGAGAUGCAAUUCAUCGGAGCUCUCUUUUUUCCGAAGUAUGUAUGGUUUCUCCUUGCGCUAAUUCAAUCCCUAGAGAACUUUGAGGAAGUCAUCUCGAAAUGGACGCGGAAUAAUUCAACUAUUUUUAGAAAGGUCAAUCUAGAGAUCAGUUCUUCCCUGAGCCCUCGAUGUGCAAUCGAUCCAACAGUGCUUAUGCUCGAGGAAAGCCAUAUGAUUUGCUUGACAUGUCUCUGCGAAUAGAUUGAUCUUGUUGAUCACAACCUUCGGCAUGUAAGGUUAAACAGUGAUUUGAGAUUGUAUGCCUUACGAUUAAA